AUGGCGCGCCUGCUGGCCCCGGGGGGCUACGGCCUGCUGGUGUCCGAGGUGUGCGACGAGCGCGCCUGCCAAGGCUGCACGGGCCUGGGCCUGCAGGAGGUGGGCUUCCCGGGCGGGCCGCUGCGCUGCGCGUCGGCCUCGCGCGACGCCCUCCUGUUCGACGUCUUCGGCCUCCCAGGUUUGUUGAGGUCGCCGGACUUCCUGGCGGCCGGGGUGGACCCGCUCUCCGUGACGAUGUUGCGCCCAUGGUGGUGGAGGCAGUCCGCCAGCCGGCCGCGGUACUUGGUGGCGGCGGUCGCCUUCAGGUCCAGCGGGGCGGGCGCGGCAGCGUGCACGGGCCAGUGUGCGGGGCUGCUCACCCGGGGGCGCUGCUAUGCCCGCGGGGCUGGGGCGCCGGGGCGCGCGGGGCAGCGCGGGGCGGCGCGGCCUGGCCGGUGCCGCGGGCAGCCGGGGCGGCCCACGGGCGGAGACAGGAUGCCGCUCCGGGCCUGCGGCGCCGCCGCGCUGCUGCUGGCGGCCUCGCCGCGCGCCCGCUGCCGCGCCGGCGGGUCGCGAGCUGGCGCCGGCGGCGCCGGCACCGCCCGCGCAGCGGGAGAGGAGCCCUCCUGCCUCUCGGAGGGCGCGUCCACGAGCGCGUUGCUGCGGUGCAUCGCCUGGCGCCAGGACGCAGGCCACUCCGGGUUCGAGGCGCACACGCCGACUGAGGAGGCCGAGGACACCGCCAUGCGGUACAUGUCGAAUUUGGGGAAGGACAAGGGCGGCCCCCAGGCUGGGCCAAUAAGCAAGGUGCACACGCAGCACUCACUGGAGCAGUUCUCGGACUUCAUGCAGACCGGCCGUGGGCUGCCCCGCAUCUUCGCGCUAGACGGCGGGCAGUGGGGGCGCGCGUGCGAUUGGUCGGAGGAGUCGCUCGGGUACAGGUAUUCCCUCGAGAACUAUAUGCGCACAUGGAUUCUCGGGAACAGCGGGUACCUGGUCGAGGACAUGAACGUGGCCGACUUUGUAUACCUGCCCCACUGCGCCACCGGCAUCUUCAUGCAUGUCGUUGCCAAGGAGCAGAUAGAAAGGCAAGGACAGAAGAAGAGGAGGCCCAGGCCACGCCCAAACGGCUCGACGGAGACGACACCAGCGUCUGAGGCGUACCUCGAGUACGAGGGAUCUCUUCCGCUACGCUCGACGAGACAGGUAGACGGCACAUAUCUCAUGGGUGCACUCAAGAGCUGGGCAAGGGUGCCCGAAUUCAAGACUUGCAUGGACCGCCGCUCGUGCCGUUUCCUGAUCGUGAGUGUCUACGGCCGCCACGUCUGGCGGAACCUGGCUGGCGCAUUCGGUGCCAAGGCCGUGUUUUUGACCCACGCGGGCCUCUCCGGAUGGCUCUCUCAACAGCCAUCGGACCUCUUCCUGGCCCACGCGUCGCGGAGGCGCGGCCGCCAGGCCGGCGCGGAGCCCGCCUGUCGGGCGAUCUGCCCGUUGCACUGCCAGCGGGAACCGCCGCCAGUGCUGCAGGACGACGUGGUGCUGCCGUGGAUCGUGGCUUUUGGCUGGACGAGGCGGUCGGGGCAGCACCCGAUCCUCGCGCGACAUCCACGUGUUCUACAGCGGGACUCAGAAUUCGUGUGCACGGGAGAAAUUGCACGCCAUGUUCCGCAGCAGAGCCGAGGCAGAGUUGUCCGGAAAUGUCUCUGGUGGCGCCAUGGGGGGGAGGGUCUUGAUCCCGAAAGCGUCGACUCAUGCAGGAGGAGUGGUCGGAGCUCGCCUUCCGCUCGCGCCUCUGCCUGGCGCCCGAUGGGGAUUCCCCGAAUACGGGCCGCCUGGUCGAGGUCAUCAUGCACGGCUGCGUGCCGGUAA
Prorocentrum cordatum is the source of this 1848-nucleotide messenger RNA. Lineage: Eukaryota; Dinophyceae; Prorocentrales; Prorocentraceae. The record is from the annotation of a GenBank genome assembly.